Molecule: messenger RNA, 4219 nt
Organism: Anopheles funestus (African malaria mosquito)
Lineage: Eukaryota; Metazoa; Arthropoda; Insecta; Diptera; Culicidae
Exons: 2
Coding region: 2672-4219 (515 amino acids)
Molecular function (GO): zinc ion binding; nucleic acid binding
Source: RefSeq, a predicted model, not a curated record
AAAAUAUUGAAAAACAUUAAGUGCGAACAUCCCGACUCGUUUAAGGGGUCUACCGUUUUCGUGUGAUGAAAAACAAAAAAGUUGUGGGUGUUUGAAAUUUCAAUUGCGAAGUGUAGUGCAAAUGUAUGGGAAACGGCAUUUUCCCUCGGUUUUUCUUUAAUAACUUUUUAUCGGAGUGUCGGAUCACCGCGAUUUUUGCACCGCUGGAUGCGCACAGCUGAGAGGUUUAUGUCUGUGGUUCUGAAUUUUUCAUUUCGUACAUAACCUCAAAAAUUUUGAGCAAAAACCUCAAAAGUUGCUAAGGAAGUGUUUAAAGUGGUUUAGAACAACGUUGAUGAUCGAAUCGUUAUUAAAAACAGUUAAGUGAGAUUCAGGCGCUUCGAUUGAUAUAUUGUGCGUUUCGCUACGUUAAGUUUUGUGAAAGUUAUUGCCGAUUGAAUUUGGGGACUUCAAACGUGAAUUUUGUAUGAAGUAUCGGCAAAAGUAUUUCACAACAUUGCGCGCCGUCUGAGUGGCGCCGGCGAAAACACGUGGAGGUACGGCACAACAUUUCGCCACGGGUCCGGAGGAGCCAAAAGUGGCCAAAAGUGACCAGGAGAAGUCUUCAUCCUACGAGGACGUGUCGCACAUGGAUCGAAGCGGGCCGCUCUCGGUAAGCCAGGAAAGUGUUCCAAUUUUAAAUCUGACCUAAAUUGGGCUUGUGGGACCGAGUUGAAGUUUAGCUUUUCCGGCGAUUUUCCUGUUUCAUCUUCAAAUUGGGCUACCAGGCUCAAUAGUCAUCCGAUCGUAACGGGAAAGUGUUUGCUGCAAUUGCCGGAACGUUUGCCAACGAGUUCCAAGCGAACAUCCCGGAAAAGUCGGAAAAGUCGGAAAAGCGUUUUCGGGUGCUAGGAUUUCUUCGGCCAAUCCAUAUCGUGCGACAUAUCAUUCGACGCAGCGGAUCGUGAGGAUUGUGGAAAACAACACCUCGUCCACUUUCCACCCAUCCCCGCCCACCAGCAGCCGGAAAACCGGUUGUGGAAGCAGUUUUCCCGAGUUUUCCCGGGUUUAGAGCGGAGUUAGGUCAACGGUGUGUUCGGGGAAAUUGCUCGGCAGGAAAAUUUCCAUCUAAUUCCAUCUUCAGCCGGGUUACUUUCCAACCCCAGGGGCCGCACCAGCCGGAAAAGCGUUUUUUGGAGUAAAAAUUUUCCGGCCAAAUCCCAUCGUGCGGCAUAUCGUUCGACGCGGCGGACCGUGAGGAUUGUGGAAAACACCACCUCGUCCACUUUCCACCCACCCCCGCCCACUAGCAGCCGGAAAACCGGUUGUUGAAGCAGUUUUCCCGAGUUUUCCCGGGUUUAGAGCGGAGUUAGGUCAACGGUGUGUUCGGGGAAAUUGCUCGGCAGGAAAAUUUCCAUCUAAUUCCAUCUUCAGCCGGGUUACUUUCCAACCCCAGGGGCCGCACCAGCCGGAAAAGCGUUUUUUGGAGUAAAAAUUUUCCGGCCAAAUCCCAUCGUGCGGCAUAUCGUUCGACGCGGCGGAUCGUGAGGAUUGUGGAAAACACCACCUCGUCCACUUUCCACCCACCCCCGCCCACCCGCAGCCGGAAAACCGGUUGUUGAAGCAGUUUUCCCGAGUUUUCCCGGGUUUAGAGCGGAGUUAGGUCAACGGUGUGUUCGGGGAAAUUGCUCGGCAGGAAAAUUUCCAUCUAAUUCCAUCUUCAGCCGGGUUACUUUCCAACCCCAGGGGCCGCACCGGCCGGAAAAGCGUUUUUUUUGGAGUAAAAAUUUUCCGGCCAAAUCCCAUCGUGCGGCAUAUCGUUCGACGCGGCGGACCGUGAGGAUUGUGGAAAACACCACCUCGUCCACUUUCCACCCACCCCCGCCCACCCGCAGCCGGAAAAUCGGUUGUUGAAGCAGUUUUCCCGAGUUUUCCCGGGUUUAGAGCGGAGUUAGGUCAACGGUGUGUUCGGGGAAAUUGCUCGGCAGGAAAAUUUCCAUCUAAUUCCAUCUUCAGCCGGGUAACUUUCCAACCCCAGGGGCCGCACCAGCCGGAAAAGCGUUUUUUGGAGUAAAAAUUUUCCGGCCAAAUCCCAUCGUGCGGCAUAUCGUUCGACGCGGCGGACCGUGAGGAUUGUGGAAAACACCACCUCGUCCACUUUCCACCCACCCCCGCCCACUAGCAGCCGGAAAACCGGUUGUUGAAGCAGUUUUCCCGAGUUUUCCCGGGUUUAGAGCGGAGUUAGGUCAACGGUGUGUUCGGGGAAAUUGCUCGGCAGGAAAAUUUCCAUCUAAUUCCAUCUUCAGCCGGGUAACUUUCCAACCCCAGGGGCCGCACCAGCCGGAAAAGCGUUUUUUGGAGUAAAAAUUUUCCGGCCAAAUCCCAUCGUGCGGCAUAUCGUUCGACGCGGCGGACCGUGAGGAUUGUGGAAAACACCACCUCGUCCACUUUCCACCCACCCCCGCCCACUAGCAGCCGGAAAACCGGUUGUUGAAGCAGUUUUCCCGAGUUUUCCCGGGUUUAGAGUGGAGGUACGUGAACGGCGUGUUCUGCGGGAUUGUUCGGCUGGGAAAUUUCCAUCGCUUUGCACCUUUAGCCGGGCAAUUUUCCUUCAUCAGGGGCCGCACCAGCCGAAAAAGCGUCUUUGUAUAGGGGUGUCGUGUAAGUAGGAGGAAAGGAGCAAAGCCCAGUCAUGGCUACGACUGGGCGUACGCUCCGAUCUCGGACGGAGUCCAUCGAGGAGAGGCCUCCGAAACUCCCCGCCUUAAUGGAAGCACGAGUGGUGAUUCCACGGGCCACGGUGGCGGUUCCGAGCUCAAAGCCACCGAGUCCGGAAAUGACUGAGGUGCUUAAGCUCCUCAAUGAGUCGUCGCUCACGAUUGAGCAACUACGGGCAACCAUCAAGGAGCUGCAAAUGGAGUUGACGAUGCUCCGACAGCGGAUGGAUGCGAAUGCGGAGCAAUCUCGUCAAGAUAUGCGGCUGGUUCGAGAGCAGGCCCGAGAAGAGAUGCGGCAGGUACGUGAGGAGGCCCGUCAACGGGAAACGUUCGCCCGUGAGGACAAUGAGCGUCUUCGCAGUGCGCUGAUGGAGGAGCGUACCAGCUUCCAGGAGUUGUUGGCGCAGUCCAUGGGGUUUGGUGGCCCUCAGCGUCCGCAGCGGCAGAACACGGAGCCUGCACCAGCAGCGAAGAAGCAGCAGCAACAACAGCAGCUGAACCAGAGCGAGUGGCCGCAGUUGCAAGCGAAGCAGCAGCAUCAGCGUGAGCGGCCGACGUCCGAGCGUUAUCCAGUCGGAUCAGGAGCGGUGGCGGAUUGCCACCUGGAUGAUGAAGGCGACCAAUGGACAGUCGUCGAGCGUAAGCAACAGCGACGGAUCGCCACAAGUGCUGCACCGUCUUCUCAGUGGCAGAAUCAAGGACGCCUGCUAAGCGAGCAGAUGCGGCAGAAGCAGCAGAAGAAUGCAAACACUGCUCAGUCGGCGCGUUCAUCUCAGCCAGCACAGCAGCAGCAGCAAUCAGCGUACAAGAAGUUGCGUCGCACAAGGGCUGACGUGAUUGAGGUGGUGCCUAAGGAUGGUAAGACCUGGCUGGAUGUGUAUACGAAGGUCCGCCGGGCUCUGAACAACGACACCAGUGCCCAAGACAUGGCCGAGUCUAUCAAGAUGGGCAAGCGAACGCGGACGAACAACCUCCGUCUUCCACUCGCUCGAUCGGCCGACACGGAGCAGAUCUGCUCCCGAGUUCAGGAGCUGGUAGGCGAGGAAGGAGUUGUGCGAGCCAUCACGGACAUGGGUGAGCUCCUGGUUACUCACAUCGACCCGUCCGCCACGGAGGAAGAGUUGAAGGAGGCUCUGGACACAGCAGCGUCCGGAAAGACCGGAAUUGCAUCGGUCAGCAUGUGGGGCCGAUUCGAUGGCAUCAAGACAGCCCGGGUACGGCUUUACUCCAAACAGGCGAAGGCACUCAGCGGUAAAUCCAUCAAGCUGUGUGGCUGUGUGAGCUACAUGCAGGAGGCUGCACCACAUCCAGUAGAGCGUCAGCGAUGCUAUCGCUGUCUGCUCAUGGGCCACUUGGCACGUGAUUGCCGUUCUCAGGUCACACGAGAGAAGAUCUGCAUCCGCUGUGGCACCGAAGGUCACUUCUCCAAGGGAUGCACGGCCGAGCUGAAAUGUGCCGUGUGUGGUGGUCCCCACGCUGUCGGCCAUAACACUUGUGUUCAGACGGCCCAAAAUUCACUCUAA